Molecule: messenger RNA, 1852 nt
Organism: Pangasianodon hypophthalmus (striped catfish)
Lineage: Eukaryota; Metazoa; Chordata; Actinopteri; Siluriformes; Pangasiidae
Product: CD276 antigen homolog
Exons: 5
Coding region: 586-1116 (176 amino acids)
Biological process (GO): immune response; positive regulation of T cell proliferation; cell surface receptor signaling pathway
Cellular component (GO): external side of plasma membrane
Source: RefSeq, a predicted model, not a curated record
CUUUUUGUGAUAUUUUUAUGCAUAUUAUAAGCAAAAUAAAUGAUGAAUGAGUUCAUGAAAUUCCAAGCAUUCUUUAGCGUGAAGAAAUGUGAUAACAGCAUCACAUGAAAAAGUCAAUAAGCAGAGAUUUAAAGAAGUUUGGUAUUUCUUGAAGCUUUUUAUAGAGGUGUCAUGUUGGAUUAUAUGACACUGGGACGAUGGUUAAAAGAAACUGAAAGGUAAUAUUUCAUUCAGUGUUUCAAGUCAUUAAAACACUCAGAGAAUCUGCUGUGGUAAUGACGUCAUUGCUUAUAGGAGUCAUUUGACCAAAUGCACUGUAAUGUGAUACAGUGUGCGCAUGCGCGUCGGGCAUCUGACCCGAUGAUGUAAGGGAUCAGUGCAGAGAGAGGAGUUAGAUUUACUGAGCAUCAGCGCUCAGGGAAGAGUGGAUGAGAGGAUCUAAUAAGUGAGAUGCAGACACUUUUACAGGACAUAAGCAAUGGGAGUGAUGCUGAAUUUCUGCUGGGUGCCAGCUGACAGGGCAGAUGUGGGCGGUGAAAGCUGCGCUGCAGAGAGCUGAGAAAAUCUGCACACACUGAGGGUACAAUGGACGCCAUGACCUCCUUUUCUUACAUCUACAUUGUCACCAUCUGUGUGGGCCUCCUCUCUGCAGAAGCUGAGAUCACUGUAUCUGGCCAAGUGGGGUCUACAGCUGUCCUGCCGUGUGAACUGCAGCGUGUAGGCACUGAAAUACAGCAUAUUAGGUGGAUCACUGAAUCUGAGACUGUGUUUGAGCGAUUGGGUGAUGAGAGCUAUCAGGGUGAGGGAUAUGAGGACCGUGUGGACGUCCCUGAGGAAGAGCUGCAUAAGAGGAGCUGUUCCUUGGUGUUGCACAAUCUGUCACUUACUGAUGCAGGUGUCUACACGAGCUACCAGACAGUGAGACGCUCCAAGAGCUCUGCCUCUGUCAAGACAAAAAGAGACCUGAUCAGCCGUGUUAAACUCUCAGUCCAGGAAAAACCUCCUGAAAACAGAACUGAAAUUCCCACAGAUGAUGCAGGAAUGAAGUGUCCUCACCCACCGAUCAUGGUCUUGUCCCUCAUAUCAUGUUUACUCCUCCAGUUCUUCUUUGCGUAAACCUGAGUGUGAAUUAGAGCUGUGCACAGGACUGUGUCUUUAUGUCUAAAGCACCACGUGGUGGAAGUGUUAUGUUUUUGUGUUGUUCUGUUCGCCUGCUUGAAUACACAACCUCCUGUCAGUCUGUGUGUUAUCUUUCAGAAGGUCAGAGCCAAAGCAUAUAGGGAGGAUCAGACAAAGAUCAAUCCUAAUGACCCCCAUAAAAGGUACAGGAAAGAGAGAAAAGAAAUGUACCCUGUCCACUUUAGGGUUACGGGAACCCAGCCCUGGAUCCAGGCCACAGGCAAGCGUCUGGUGACUGGGCCCCGCACAUAACCCAGUCGCUCUCAUCCUGAAAUGCUUUCUGCUCUUUACAUAGCUACACAACAAUUAGUUUAACACAAAUAUAUUUAGACCAGUUUUAAACAUAACUGGAAGAUAUAAGAACGUAUAUUGAAUCUAUCUUCUGUACUGCUUAAUAAGGUGUAGUGACACAAGUUACAUUUUUGUUGCAGAUGGUUUGAUGAUAUUGCUUUUGGCAGUGCUGUCCGACAGCUACAUAGACGCUUAAUUUCAUUAGCUUCAUUACACAAGCUAACCUGUUAGAAGUUUUCCUACAUCACAGUUGAAGUAUUAUUGUCAGGGUUUGCUGUUAAACUGCAAUGACAAGUGAUAUCCAUGACUGUAAGUGUUAUUGUUACUGAUGCUGUAUAUAAUCACUUUUGCUAAUAAAGGCACUUUGCUGAACAAGGAAUAA